This is a messenger RNA of Anopheles moucheti, 412 nucleotides long. RefSeq lists its product as uncharacterized. The record is from RefSeq and is a predicted model, not a curated record. NCBI's taxonomy places the organism in Eukaryota, Metazoa, Arthropoda, Insecta, Diptera, Culicidae. The transcript is spliced from 3 exons. Bases 1 to 345 code for a protein of 114 amino acids.
AUGCAUCCGUCAUCCGAUUUGGACGAGCGGCCAGUGUGCAGUGGUUCACCGACGCGCCCGAAGAAACCGACACCACAAUUAGCCGGCCGAUCUUCGACUGGUCUUAUCGCACAAAAAAAAAAAAACGACGGAACGGUGUGGCACCGGCAAGUGCAAACUAGUGCCCCGGAACACCGGCGAACGAAACAGAUACGCCAUUUGAUAGCAAUUGUACACAAUUACCGGCCACUUUUGCAGGAUACUGUGGCCGCGUUUGAAGUGGAGCUGUUGAAAAAAUCGUUCCAAUUCUUCCCAGCGCACAGGUUCCUGAUCACGGUCCAUCCUUUCGAGGAGUUGUGGCAGUGAGUAGAACCGCUCGGGACGUUUUUAGACAAGGUAAACGGGAGCGCCCACAGACGCCCCUGUUCGCGAC